GGCAAGUCGCAACGUCGCCAACGACGAGCACGAGUUUGCAUAGUUCCCUAGCAAAUUUAACACAUAUAAAGCGAAAUGGGUCCAAGUCCGAAGCUAAAACCGGGUUCUACAAAUACUAGUAAUCGGUCGAAGCCAGCUGCUGCGCAGAAAACAACUUCAAAUCCACCAGCAAAACAGCCCAUUUCACUAUCUGAACGACUGAAGCGCCUAUUCACAUCGCUUUGUGCUCAAAUAGACGGGGGUCAUUUCUCUAAUGCCAUCAAAACAUGCGAUAAAAUUCUUCGUUUAGAGCCAGAAGAUAAGGACGCAUCUCAAACUAAAUUGUUCCUUCUCUUGCAGACAGAGCAAUAUGGCACUGCGUUAUCUCUGGUCAAUACAGACCAUAGUGAUUCUAAGUAUGCCUUCGAGCGUGCAUAUGCUAUGUAUCGCCUUCAACACGAACCUGAAGCAGCAAGUGUAUUGGAUGAUAUCAAAAAGGCGAAGACGGGAGAACGGGGAGUUUUGCAUCUAGAAGCACAGUUGAAUUACAGACAGGGCUCCUAUCAAACUGCUCUCGAUCUAUAUGGUGAACUUCUGGAAACAGCAGAGUCUCAAUCAGAAGAAUAUUCUGACAUCCUCACUAACCUUGAUGCGUCGCAGAAGCACCUCGAUUUCAUAAACAAAGGAUUCCUGCAAGCACUCGAUGCAUUGCCCGCUUCACUUACUGCUGCGUUGGAGAUAUCGCCACCGCCUUUACAAGCGACAACGUCUGCUGCGACUGCACUGGCUAUACCCGCAGUGGACGUUGGAAGUCAGCCCGAAGACGAAUCUAUCAGAAAGAUCAAGAAAGUGAGGAUGUCGCGUGUUCCAAAGGGAGUGGUCCCGGGUGUGACGCCUCCUCCUGACCCAGAGAGGUGGCUAAAGAAGAGCGAAAGGUCGACGUUUGGGCAGGGAAAUAGGAAAAGGAAGGGGGGUGGGGCGACUCAGGGUAGUGUUGCAGACAGCGCCCCUGCAAUUAAUAUUAAUCAUGGGGCGAAAUCUUCAAGUGGAGGCCAUAGCAAAGGAAAGAAAAGGAAGUAGGAAUGGAGUAAAACGUAAUCUGUAGUUGCAGCGGCCAAAUCAUACAUCCUGAUUACCCUUGUCUAUCAGCAAUUAUCUAAU
This is a messenger RNA of Serpula lacrymans var. lacrymans S7.9, 1140 nucleotides long. RefSeq lists its product as uncharacterized. Gene Ontology annotation, molecular function: ribosome binding; protein binding; 7S RNA binding. The record is from RefSeq and is a predicted model, not a curated record. Gene Ontology annotation, cellular component: signal recognition particle, endoplasmic reticulum targeting. The transcript is spliced from 5 exons. NCBI's taxonomy places the organism in Eukaryota, Fungi, Basidiomycota, Agaricomycetes, Boletales, Serpulaceae. Gene Ontology annotation, biological process: SRP-dependent cotranslational protein targeting to membrane. The coding region runs from base 76 to 1059 and encodes 327 amino acids.